Messenger RNA from Octopus bimaculoides (California two-spot octopus), 3297 nucleotides. RefSeq lists its product as uncharacterized. The record is from RefSeq and is a predicted model, not a curated record. Gene Ontology annotation, biological process: regulation of transcription by RNA polymerase II; cell differentiation; anatomical structure morphogenesis. NCBI's taxonomy places the organism in Eukaryota, Metazoa, Mollusca, Cephalopoda, Octopoda, Octopodidae. Gene Ontology annotation, molecular function: DNA-binding transcription factor activity, RNA polymerase II-specific; RNA polymerase II cis-regulatory region sequence-specific DNA binding.
AGAUUUACAUUUAAAGAACGAAAGCUAACAAGAAAAGCAAAGAAAAACGAACGAAAUUCCAAUGUCAGUUUGAAAAUUUCAAUGCGGACAAUUUCUUCUUUAUAAUUGCAAUUUAGUUUUGAACGUUAUGAGCCAUGCAAUCAAACACACUUCAACCAAGAUAUCCAACCACAAACGGACCGAGUCUAAGCAUGGUGCCAACACUGUUCGGAGACCAAAACUACUACCGACAUGGAGCGUAUGCUGGUAUGCCUAUGGGUGGCAUGGCGAUGUAUGGUCACGAUCAAUACGGGACAAUGAGUCGAGGGCCUUCUAUAUACGCCAGCCCUUAUGCGCCGGCUCACCAUGGUGCCAAAGAUAUGGUGAAACCGCCCUAUAGUUAUAUAGCCCUAAUAGCUAUGGCCAUUAAAAGCCAACCCGAUAAGAAAAUAACGCUGAAUGGAAUUUACCAGUUUAUUAUGGAACGCUUCCCAUUCUACCGUGAAAACAAACAGGGCUGGCAGAACAGUAUUCGUCAUAAUUUGUCCCUCAAUGAAUGUUUUAUAAAAGUAGCACGGGAUGAUAAAAAGCCGGGCAAAGGGAGCUAUUGGACUCUCGACCCAGACAGUUAUAAUAUGUUUGAUAAUGGAAGCUACUUACGCAGGAGAAAACGAUUUAAAAAGAAAGACGCCAUCAAAGAACGCGAAGAACGUGAAAAGCAACUGGCCAUAGAACUGCAGAAGGAACGCGACAAAACUUCUUCUUCUUUGAUGAUCGGAAAUUCCGGUGUCGGUGCCGGUCCAGCUGGAGGCGUAACCAGUGUUGGUGUUACUGGGCACAGUGGUACCGGUGACGAUCCAUCGGAGGUCAACUGUGCCGAAUCUCAAAACUCGUCUUUGAACGAAAGUUCUUCCCCAGAUCAUCAUUCACAACCGCACCACGAUCAUCAUCCACAUGGCCAACACAACAGCAGCCACCAUCAUCACCACCACCAUCAUCACCAUAGCCAACAACAACAACAACAACAACAACAACAGCAACAGCACCAUCAACAACAGAACCAUCAUCAACAUCAUCAUCAUCACAGCGGUAACAGUAACAAUAGUAGUAGCAAUGGUAACAGCGGAAGUAAUAAUAACACCGGCAGUAGCAGUAGCAACAGUAACAACAAUAGUAGUAGUAGUAGUAGCAAACGUGUGGCAUCAAAUGAAAAUAACCACAGUGCAGGUAAUGAAGAUCGGAAGACAACACCGAACGCAUCACCUCCAGGUUCUGGAGGUGCGAGUUCUUUGGCAGGAAAUACUAACGUUAUAUGCAACGGUACGGUAACAGGCGGUGGCGCUGUUGAUGUAGCUUCUACCACGUCAAUGACUACGCCUAAAUUAGAACCUAUGGAUUCACCACGCAAUGAUUGUGGUUUGGUUGUGUCGUCGUCUCGCUUGCAUUCGAACCCCAACACUUUACCUAUCCCAACCGAUCCUAUCAAUAUGGAGAUCACAACGUCAAGCAGUUUCUCUGUAGAAAACCUAAUGACUGUUCCCCACACAACCUCUUGUGAUAUGUCCUCCGCUGCUGCAGUUGCUGCGGCUGCAGCAGCUGCUGCCGCCUCGUCCAAUUACGUCAACAGCCGACCUCCACCCUUGGUGUCCCCUCAGAUAUUACCGUAUGCAUCGUCACGGUCUUCAACGGGAUCCAGUUCAGCCACAGCGGCAGACAUUUACCGAAAUACCUCGUGUUCCCAAACGGCGGCAGCGGCGGCCGCAGCGGCAGCAGCAGCAGCAGCGGCGGCGGCUAACAGCGGUUACAAUUACCAUUGCAGUGGUCAGUCUGUGUUUUCACCCAACGGUGGUCAGUCAAUGAACAUUGCAACGGGACAAUCUGUAAGCGAUCACGAUUUGAUGAACCCGUCAAUCCCCCACACGUCGGCCCUCACACAAACUGCCAACGGGCUUACACACAGUAUGUUCUCCAAUACCCAAUCAUACGCCAGAGCGAAUUCGUGGUACGUACCCCCACCGUCUGAACUGAAUCACCACAGCUCGGAUUUUACGACGUCCCCCUUUGGAAACAUGAGAGACAUGUUCGAAUCACAACGCCUUCUAUCUGCCUCGCAGAGUCAGAACCAAUCUGCCACGGCAGCGAGCUGCCAGCUCGCAGCUGCAUUCCGAACCCCCUAUAAAACGCCGACACCCUAUACCUACGACUGCGGGGGAAAAUUUUAAAGGUAAAAAAAAUACACAAAAGAAAAAAAUACUUGGUUGCUUGUGUGAGUAAAUGAAUUUCAAGAUAUAUAUACAUAUAAAUAAUAUAUAUAUAUAUGUGUGUGUAUAUAUAUAUAUAUAUAUAUAUAUAUGUGUGUGUGUGUAUAAACGUAUGUAUAUAUGUAUAUAUAUAUAUAUAUAUUUAUAUAUGUGUAUAUAUAUAUAUAUAUAUAUAUAUAUAUAUAUGCGUAUAUGUAGAUAUAUGUAUAUGUAUAUAUGCAUACGUAUGUGUAUAUAUAUAUAAAUUUGCAUGUAUAUAUUUAUAUGUAUAUAUGUUUAUACGUGUGUAUAUAUACGUAUAUAUAUAUAUAUAUAUAUAUAUAUAUAUAUAUGAUAUAUACAAGUAUAUAUAUAUGUAUAUAUGUUUAUGUGUGUAUAUAUAUAUAUUUGCGUUUAUGUGUAUAUAUUUAUAUGUGUAUAUAUAUAUAUAUAUAUAUUUGUGUGGCUGUAUGUAUAUAAAUAUAUGUGCGUGCGUGUGUGUAUGUGUGUGUAAAAAAAAAUUUAAUAAUGUACAUUAGAGAGUUAGCUAGAAUGAAAAUAUGUAUGGAAAGGAUGUGAUUGAGAAAAAUAAAAAGAUGGUGGAACGUAAGUAAGAUUUAAAAAGAAAAAAGAAGUAAGUAAAAAAAAAAAACAGUUAAAAGACGAAGCGAGAUUUGAGCAUGAAAGACAGACAGCUAAAUACGACACACAAAAUGCAAGAGGAAAACAUUAAAAAUUUUAAAAAUUAAAGAUUAUAAGAACGAUAAACACUGGAUUAUAUUAUAGUAAAUAUAUAUAUAUAUGUAUAUAUGUAAUAUAUAUGUAUGUAUAUAUAUACGUACUAUAUAUAUAUACAUAUAUGUUCUAUAUAUGUACUAUGUAUAGAUAUGUACUACAUAUAUAUAUAUAGUAUAUAUAUAUGUUUUAAAGACACCAUAUUACGAAGGGAAAAACAAAACGAAACAACUAAAACAAAAAAAAGAAACAAAACAGAAACGGUUAUAUAUGCUCGUUUAUCAAGUUUCAUUGUCUUUGUUGGUUAAAAAAUUGAUAAAAACAUGAUAAACAAACAAACAAA